AUGUUCUACUUGCAGCUGCUUAUGAAUAAGCGUGGGCCUUUGUCCAAGAUAUGGCUGGCUGCUCACUGGGAUAAGAAAGUCACAAAAGCCCAUAUAUUUGAAUGCAACUUGGAGGCUACCAUUGAAAAGAUACUCUCCCCUAAGUUUAAAAUUGCUCUCAGAACCUCAGGACACCUUUUGUUAGGAGUGGUGAGGAUCUAUCACAGAAAAACCAAGUAUCUUUUGACAGACUGCACUGAAGCCCUACUUAAAAUGCAAUCAACCUUUCAGCCAGGACUUGUUGACCUUCCAAAAGGAAAUUCUGAAGCAAAUUAUGAUGCCAUCACAUUGCCUGAAGAGUUUUAUGAUUUUGACACCCAACUUCCAGAGAUGAAUGCCAUUGAUGUUGCUCAACAUUUUACACUGAACCAGAGCAAAACUGAAGACAUCACAUUGACAGAAGAUUAUAGUCAGAAUGUCCUUCUCAAUGGUGGCAAUUUUGGUGAGGAAAUUGAAAUUCCAAGGCACUGUAGCUUUUUCAGUGACAGUUUAAUAAAUAGUUCCAAUAGUCUCUUGGCUGAUCACAGUUUUUUGAAUUUAACUGGAGACAAAAUUGCAUUAGAGGGUGAUGGAUUUGGAGAUGAAGGAGUUGCAAGAGAUAUGAUUGACGAUGUUCUUGGAACUGACCAGAAUGGCCUCCUUGCAAUAUUCGACAUAGAAGAGGAACUUCCCUUAUCUCCAAAAGAUCCAGUUGAUGAUAGAAAGGACCAGGCUUUUUCUAAACAUGAAACAAGAAAUUACCAACUUAAUGAAACAACAUUAUUGUCCAAUGAGGAAGUUGGCUUUGUUCUUGAUCCUGUUCUUGAUUCAGCUCUCGUAAGGAAACAAAGAAGUAAAAGAAAAAGGAAGUUACUGGUUGAUGCAGUGAAGCAGCUAAGCAAAGCUACCAUGCAGAAGCAACUUAUAAGUUAUGCGGAUACAGUAACCACAUUGGAUAUUGCACCUCCCACAAGGAAGCUGAUGAUUUUACAAGAAUUGGGUAGCGUAGACAAACUUCUGAGCAGACCCAGCCAACCUUUAUUUAGCAAAGAUUUGCAGAGGCUGUUUGCUAAAUGUCUCAAGAAUGGAAGAAAAAAGUGGCAGCAGGAGAUUGAAGAAAGAAGCAAACAACAAACUGGCCAAGAACUACCAAUAGCAGAAAGUUUAAAUAUACUGCAGGACACAAUUUAUCCAAAAACACAAUCUGUGUUGCAAAAUAGCAGAAUCGAAAGGGAUAAUAAUAUAAUUUUUAAAACUAUGGAAACUGUUGACAUGCUGUCUGCUUUAUCUGAUGGCUCUUUACCAUCCCCGGUACAAGAAGAAUCAGAGAAUGAACAGGAGGUCUUGGAAAAUAGACCUCGGACAAAUAAUUUGGACAACGAAGAACAAAGAAGAAGUAAGAGAAUGCUAAAGCUGUUAAAUACUUUCCGGCACUUUGAACAGAAAGGAACAAAGUCUUUCAGUUUUCUGUCCCUCUGUAGGAGCAAGAACAAGAAAGAAGUUGCAGCAAAGUUCUACAGCUUGCUUGUUCUAAGGAAACAGCAAGCUAUUGAGGUGGCCCAGGCUGCUCCCUAUGUUGACGUUAUAGUGACUGCAGGCCCAAAGUUUCAUACUUUCUGA
Molecule: messenger RNA, 1638 nt
Organism: Python bivittatus (Burmese python)
Lineage: Eukaryota; Metazoa; Chordata; Lepidosauria; Squamata; Pythonidae
Source: RefSeq, a predicted model, not a curated record